UUUGUUUGCUUACUUAUUUGUGUAGCUCGUUCGGUGGGUGGGGAAAGGAAGCCUAUAGGAAGCCAGUAGAAUGA
This is a messenger RNA of Eimeria maxima, 74 nucleotides long. RefSeq lists its product as hypothetical. Lineage: Eukaryota; Apicomplexa; Conoidasida; Eucoccidiorida; Eimeriidae. The transcript has a single exon. The record is from RefSeq and is a predicted model, not a curated record. The annotation marks the transcript as partial.